GUGUUUUCAGGGGUUGAAAUUUUCAGGAAAAUUCUGUUCCUCAUUGACAUAGCCAUCAAUAUUUUGUGUUUCACUGGCUAAUUUUAUAAUUCAAGUUUCAGUUACCAUUGUCACUUUCAGUAGCUGGAUUUUACCCAGUCAGAACAAGCAGGUGCUGAAUCAGUCUCAUCAAGCAAGCCAACUACAUAAGGAAAUUACUUGUUGUCUAUGACUUCAUCAAGGGUUAGCAGAUAAUGAAGUCAACUAUGCGAUUGGCCAGAGGCCACCAACCCUACAGAUGAAGAAAACACAAAGUCCUCUGAUCAUCCGCCCUGGUCAUAUCAGAAGACUGAAUACCAACUCUGGUGAUCGCUCAACACGAGAUGAGGACCGACGCAAGUCCAAUAAUUCAGCCUUGAGUUACAUCGCAAGUGCUGCAAAGAAGAUAGGUGGAGUUCUUUCUGUUAUUUUAUUUGGACGCAACAAAGCUGAUCCUGCAUCCAGUCAAGAUCAAGUUCAGCCAGACGCAUGGCAUUAUCGAGCUGGAGAGAGUCCUAAUUUUUCGAGUAACUCUAGUGCUCGUGAUAGUAGGAGAUCAUCACGAUCAAGGCGUUCCAGUUAUGAUGCAUACCCAGAGGUUGAUUCUGCAAAGUUGCGAAAGAGCUUAGCGUUUAAAGAUAUCUAUACCGCAACAGGAAAUUUCUCCCCAGAUAACAAAAUUGGUGAAGGGGGGUUUGGGACUGUGUACAAAGGGACGCUUAAGGAUGGCAGUGUUGUUGCUGUAAAGCGUGCAAAAAGCGAAACUUAUGAUCAACGUUUGUCAGCAGAGUUCAAGAACGAGAUCCUAGCCUUAUCAAAGAUCGAGCACCUGAGUUUGGUAAGAUUUUACGGGUGUCUUGAGCAUGGAGACGAGCGCCUUAUUAUCGUUGAAUAUGUCAGCAAUGGCACCCUUCGAGAACACUUGGAUGGAACUCGUUCAAAUGAGCUUGAAAUUGGAGAGCGCUUGGAUAUUGCAAUCGAUAUAGCUCAUGGCAUUACCUAUCUUCACACAUAUACAGAUCCUCCUAUCAUUCAUAGAGACAUCAAAGCAUCGAACAUACUCAUCACAGAAAAACUCAGAGCCAAAGUGGCUGAUUUUGGGUUUGCACGCUUAGCUGCAGAAGACCCCAUUGCCACUCACAUUUCUACACAAAUCAAAGGAACUGCUGGGUACUUGGAUCCUGAGUACCUGAGGACAUACCAGCUUACUGAGAAGAGUGAUGUCUACUCAUUCGGUGUAUUGCUCGUUGAAAUGAUUACGGGAAGGCAACCUAUAGAAUCUAAGAGAAGCCUGGACGAGAGAGUUACCAUAAGAUGGGCACUUAGGAGACUAAGAGACGGAGAAGCCGUGGUGGCUAUGGAUCCAAGGCUACGAAGGAGCAUCCCAUCAAUCCAUGCAGUCGAAAGAGUCCUCAAGCUCGCCCGCCAUUGCCUUGCACCAUCAAGACUAUCAAGACCUUCAAUGAGACAGUGUGCUGAAAAGUUAUGGGAUAUUCGACGAGAAUUCAAAGAAAAUUCCACUACUAAAGCUCCUUCCACUCCCUACCACUCUGCCAGUGCGAGCAGGCAGAAUAUGUUUAACAGUGAACACAGUGAGAGCUUGAUGUUUGUUUCUGAAUAAGCAGUUUUUUCGCAUAAAUAUAUAUACUUGCUUCCCAAAUGUCACACUAUCAGAUUUAUCAUUGAAACUAUAAGACUUCGGAUCAGAUGUAUUAUGUAUAUAUCAUUUAUCAUGACAGCUCAGGUUCUUGAUUUGGAGAAGGUUUACAUUUUGUAAGGACUGCUUCGGUUGAUUGAUCUUACGCUACCCAUAAAGAUAUAUUUUGAGUUUGCUUAUCAA
Salvia miltiorrhiza (redroot sage) is the source of this 1858-nucleotide messenger RNA. RefSeq names its product calmodulin-binding receptor-like cytoplasmic kinase 1. NCBI's taxonomy places the organism in Eukaryota, Viridiplantae, Streptophyta, Magnoliopsida, Lamiales, Lamiaceae. Gene Ontology annotation, biological process: protein phosphorylation. The record is from RefSeq and is a predicted model, not a curated record. The transcript is spliced from 6 exons. Gene Ontology annotation, molecular function: ATP binding; protein kinase activity. The coding region runs from base 278 to 1639 and encodes 453 amino acids.